Molecule: messenger RNA, 690 nt
Organism: Daphnia pulex (common water flea)
Lineage: Eukaryota; Metazoa; Arthropoda; Branchiopoda; Diplostraca; Daphniidae
Product: L-rhamnose-binding lectin CSL3-like
Exons: 3
Coding region: 1-690 (229 amino acids)
Molecular function (GO): carbohydrate binding
Source: RefSeq, a predicted model, not a curated record
AUGAUUCGAGCAGAUCCGCUUCACUUUAUUUGUCUUAUCCUAGUCAGUUCUCUUGGCCUUCAACAACAAGUUGCAAGCAAGACAGCGCUUCAAUCUGAUCGAGCGAUCGAGGAAUCGUUCACCUGUGAAUGGCAAACCAAAACUUUAACCUGCCCCGAUGGACAAGGCAUUGUAAUUGAUUUUGCCAACUACGGCCGUACAACCCACCCAGUUUGCGUGAUGGACCCGGUGCGUGACGCACCCAAUACUUGUAGCACCUCGUCUCACACCAACUUUGUCGCGACAUUCUGCAAUGGCCGGUCGAAUUGCGUCAUCCCCGCUGUUAAUUUAUUUUUUGGUGACCCAUGUCCUAACGUCUUCAAGUAUUUGCAAAUCAAAUACCACUGCGCUUGCCCAUCUGAAGUCGUCGAGUCAUUCACUUGCGAGUGGGAUUCCAGGACGUUAUCUUGUCCGAGUGGGAAAAGUAUCGUCAUUGAUUUCGCUAAUUACGGUCGCACUACUCACCCAGUUUGCGUGUUGGACCCGGUGCGUGAUGCCGUCAAUACCUGUUCAACUGCAGCGCACACGGGUAUCAUUGGCCAACGCUGUAACGGGAAAUCUAGUUGCGUCGUGCCGGCUACCAACGACUUUUUUGGCGACCCCUGCCCCAAUGUUUUCAAGUAUUUACAAAUCAAAUCUCAUUGUGCUUAA